This is a messenger RNA of Xiphias gladius (swordfish), 2344 nucleotides long. RefSeq names its product choline transporter-like protein 5-A. The transcript is spliced from 22 exons. Lineage: Eukaryota; Metazoa; Chordata; Actinopteri; Istiophoriformes; Xiphiidae. Gene Ontology annotation, biological process: transmembrane transport. The record is from RefSeq and is a predicted model, not a curated record. Gene Ontology annotation, cellular component: membrane. Gene Ontology annotation, molecular function: transmembrane transporter activity. Bases 1 to 2187 code for a protein of 728 amino acids.
AUGGGCCCCCACCGUUAUUCACCGAAUAGCCUAGCCGCCGUUCAGAGCGAGACAGCCGUUGGAGCUGCAACACGUCCCUUCUACGCAGAACCACACAAGUUUGAUCCUUCCUUCAGAGGUCCAGUCUGCAGAAGAAGCUGCACUGAUGUCUUAUGUUGUUUGAUCUUCAUAAUAGUCAUCCUGUCAUAUGUGGCCCUGGGGAUAGUGGCCUGGUUACAUGGGGACCCUAGGAAGGUGCUCCAUCCAACAGACAGCUACGGCCAGUUCUGUGGUCAGAAGGGAACUUCUAAUGCGAAGAAACCCAUCCUUUUCUACUUCAACAUCGUAAAAUGUACCAACCCAGCUAUACUCAUCAACCUACAGUGCCCCACAACUCAGAUGUGUGUGUCACAGUGCCCAGAUAAGUUUGCCACCUACAGUGAGAUGCAGCUGCAACACAAACUCAGCAAGAGUUACUGGGAAUAUUAUAAACAGUUCUGUAAACCUGGAUUUAAUAACCCAGACAAGCCAGUAUCUCAGGUUCUACGAGAUGAGGACUGUCCCUCCAUGAUCCUACCUAGUAAACCAUUUCUCCAGAGAUGUCUACCAGACUUCAUCACUCUGAAUGGGACUGUGACUGUAGCUAACAGAACCAGGUUUAAUGAUGCUCUGGAAAUGCCACACAGUUUUACUGAACUCCAACAUGCUGCCAAGGGUAUAACCAGAUUAGUGGACACUAAGGACAUUGGCCUGAAGAUAAUGGAAGAUUUUGCCAAGUCUUGGGCAUGGAUACUCAUGGGUCUGCUGAUAUCCUUGGCCGUUAGCCUGGUCUUCAUCCUGCUGUUGAGAUUCACAGCUGGGUUGCUGCUGUGGACUACCAUCAUCACUGUCGUACUGCUGCUGGCAUAUGGUAUGUGGUACUGCUCCAUGGAGUGGUCCCAGCUCAGACACAGACCAGGCUCUGAUGUUACCAUUGCAGAAGUCGGCCUUCAGACUGACCUACAGGUCUAUCUACAUCUCAGACAGACAUGGAUCGUAUUAUUGAUGUCUCUGGGAGUGACAGAAGCUUCCAUCUUGGUGAUAUUGAUCUUCUUAAGGAGAAGAGUCCAAGUGGCUAUCGCCCUGCUCAGAGAGGCUAGCAAAGCCAUUGGUCACAUCAUGUCCACGCUAUUAUUUCCAGUCAUCACCUUUCUCUUGUUGACUAUUUGCAUCUCCUACUGGGCAGUUACUGCCGUUUACCUUGCAUCCUCCGGAGAAGCCAUCUACAAAGUGAUGUCUCCUGAUGUGAGCUGCCCCUAUGCCAACAGUACUUGCAAUCCUGAAACCUUCAACAGAACCAACAUCUCCAGAUCAGUGUUUUGCCUGGGUUCUCAGUGUCUGUUUGCCUUCUAUGGUGGGGAGACGUACUACUACCGCUACCUCUUCCUAUUGCAGCUGUCCAAUCUACUGGUCUUCCUCUGGCUGGUCAACUUCAGCUUGGCCCUUGAGCAGUGCACCCUGGCUGGGACGUUUGCUAGCUACUAUUGGGCCAAGAGGAAGCCUCAAGAUAUUCCACCAUGUCCACUCUUUUCAUCAUUCAGUAGGGCUAUAAGGUAUCACACAGGGUCUUUGGCAUUUGGAGCUCUAAUUCUUUCAGUUGUCCAGCUUCUGCGGAUCAUACUGGAAUACCUCGAGCAGAAACUAAAAGGUGCUGACAACAGCCUGUCCAGGUUCAUUAUAUGCUGUCUGAAAUGCUGUUUCUCGUGUUUGGAGAAAUUCAUACGCUACAUGAACCAUAAUGCAUAUAUCAUGAUGGCAGUCUAUGGUAAGAAUUUCUGCACUUCAGCCAGAGAAGCCUUCUUCCUACUAAUGAGAAAUGUUGUCAGGGUUGCAGUUCUGGAUAGUGUGACAGACUUUCUGUUGUUUCUGGGCAAAGUGCUAAUAGCAGGAGGAGUGGGUGUGUUUGCAUUCUUCUUCUUCACUAGGAAGAUCCCUGUUAUCCAAGAAGAAGUGCCCAAUCUCAACUACUACUGGAUUCCCCUACUGACUGUGUUUAUAGGUGCCUACCUGAUUGCUCACAGUUUCUUCAGCCUCUAUGCCAUAUGUGUUGACACGCUCUUCCUCUGUUUCUGUGAUGACUUCGAGAGGAAUGAUGGUAGUUCAGAAAAACCUUUCCUCAUGUCUCCAGAGCUGCACAGAAUUCUGGGAAAAUCCUGUCAGUUGCGGUGAUAGCAUGUCCUCCUAUCCACUCCACUCCAUCAGCAACCAAUUUGAUCAGUGUUAACAAUCUGUUAAACAGCCCUGCAUAGACUUCACCUGGCCAAAUCACUGACAAAUAUAACACUGGACAUUGCAUCUCUUUUGGAAACCCUGGAGUUUCUUUUUU